GUCUGUCAAGGUACAAGCCUAUAGAUCGGUUACUCUGAAAGCUACUGCUAUAUUUACUGGAUUAAAGUACAAAAUAUUGUGUUUAACUUGAGGUAUUUUCUACAACGGUUAAGCAGUUCAUAAAUUUGGUUUCUAAGCACGUUACGAGAGAGUUGACUCAGAGACAAUAAGUCAACCUUGGCAAAUAAACAUUUGAGCGAUAUCGCCAAAGUAAAUCUCGAUCGAUUCAGACACUGGCUUAAACUUGGGAGUCUGUCAAUCACAAAAGGACAGAGUCGAGGAUAAAUACUUCAAAAAGAUAAAUGUUUUAUUAACCCAAAGUCCAAAGAAUGACGAAUGGCCACGAAUGGCAUAAGCAAACUUACAUUUUAUACAAAAGCACAGCAAUGUUUGCGUUGUAUACAGAACCUUUCAAGAGCAAGCAAUACGAUAUCCAGAAUCGACGAUUGAAUAUUAAAUCGACAUUCUAACAUAACGAGGCGAAUCAUAAUCGAAAAUUGAUCUAACACGGACAAACAACCAUGGAGCGGACUGUAGCGACGUGAAUAGACAUCAAGGAAAAGUACAUGUAAUGAAACAAAAUCAGCAAUAAUCCAAAUUAAGAAGGAACCAAUUCAUUCAGUACAAGAUGAAAAAAUGAUUAGAUUAAAGCGCCAUUCUGGAGGAUACGCAACAACUAAAAAGUGAAAUAAAGUUACAUCUUAUAAAGCUUCUAUCACCAACAAUAAUUCUGAAGAAAGCCAGAGAUCCUAUAAGUGACUUGCCAAAUGAAAUAACGACACUGACAACCGAUUUCUUAGAAGAGCGACACUUAGAAGCAGAUGGCAAACGGAUGACUAACAAUUACAUUCGUUAGAGACCCUGAGACUGCAUAGCGACACACGGGUUUUGAAUGAUAAGGACCUUGAGGACCAAGAGAGUAAGGUCUGUUUUCAUACAAUAUAACACAAACCUAAACAUGAUUGAUCAGAUUUUGCUAAAAAUAUGCAUGGCAAUGAUCUGAGGAUACCUGGCCUUGGUUAAAGACAGGUUUAGUUUAGCAUCUCAAAAAGUAACAUUCUUAAAAAGUAUGUCACCGAGGCCCAUGCGAUGACUGCAGCUGUAGGGGUACUUGAAAAGGACUUACCAGUAGACAGUUCAAGAUUGGGAGGCUUCAAACUAACUAUUCGGAGGCCCAAUGGUACUUAUAAAAGCAACGUCAUGGAAGCGAUACGUCGACGUGAAACGUCAUCAAGUUCCUGGGCAUGGGACUGUAAAACAUUACCACAAAGACCAUCGACUGUUAUGUCGACCGUGUCACCACCAGAGUCAAAUAAAAUAAAGAGAGUAAACUCUGUGUCUUGGGAUACUAGAUUAUAUCAAUCCAACGAUCUUAGAGGUAUGCAGUAUAAUAAUAACUCUAUGAAGACUAACAGUUCACACCUGUUACGACCACUUGGCGAGUGUAGAUCAGCUUCAAUGGACAGCAGACGAUGGAGAAAGGUAUCAAAUCCAGCGCCCUCUUUUGAUGUGAAAGAAGAUAAUAUUGAAACAUCGUAUGCAGAUAUUUUAAAAUACGCCAACAGACAAAGUAUGGAUACUUCUUCACCGAGACAACAAAACAGAAACAAGUUAGAGAAACAAAACACGUUUAUAAGUGUUUCAAAAUUCCCUAUUGUAUCGAAAUUCCAAACUCAGGAAAAGACAGCGAAAUCGCCCGUCCAUGAAUCCCUUGCGUCCAAAAAUAUUAUGCAACGGAGGAUGGCCAUUGCAAAACAUAAUAAUGUUACUACUAGUCCAAAUCAACGAAAGUCCAGAAAUACCAUAACAAUAACCAACGAUAUAACAAACUAUCAUAAUACUGAUGAUAUCAAUGGACAUCAAGGGGACUUAGCGGAACCUGAUUUUGAAUCCGCAAGGCAACAAUUCAGUCAUUCACGAGAUCCUAACACCAGACUCAAAAUCAAUGGACUGUCGUUAAGUGAUUAUUCAGCCGUCAAUGUAGGUGGAGAAGCGGGGGUACCAACACUGCCCGCUACUCCAUGCUUACGUAACGGUUCAAUUAAAGUGACACCUUCAGCUGCCAAUAUGGCUUGGUCAGUUGGAAGUUGGAGCCAAACAAGAACUAAAACACGUACAAAUUCUAAACCAACAAAAGUAAGGUUUAAUAUUUCAAAUGAUGUUAAAGAGUAUGUUCCGUCAGAACCUGUUUGUGCUACGGAUGAUAAAAAAUAAAUUAAUCAAAUGGAUCUCAAAUGAAUUAUUAAUUUUUCAAAUGGUGUUAGAAGAUGUUCCGUCCGAACUUUUAUGUGGCACUGAUAAUAAAGAAUAAAUAGUGUAUUUUUUAUAAAUAAAUUAUUAUCACUAAAAAGAAUUUAUAUUAGUUGUGUUAUUCGCCAUUCAUAUUAGUACUCAUUUCGCUUCUGAAAAGAGAGCUUUUUGUUUACACU
Owenia fusiformis is the source of this 2429-nucleotide messenger RNA. NCBI's taxonomy places the organism in Eukaryota, Metazoa, Annelida, Polychaeta, Sabellida, Oweniidae. The record is from the annotation of a GenBank genome assembly.